AUGUCCGGCUGCUGCCUCAGCAUGGAGAGCCGCGCCGGCCCCCACCCUGCAGGGCUGUCCUACUGUGUGGCUUUCUCCCAGCUGCUGGGCCUCACGGUGGUGGCGGUGACCGGCGCCUGGCUGGGUCUGUACCGUGGAGGCAUCGCCUGGGAGAGCGACCUGCAGUUUAACGUGCACCCGCUCUGCAUGGUCCUAGGCCUGGUCUUCCUGCAGGCCGACGCCCUGCUGGUUUACCGCGUCUUCAGGAACGAGGCCAAACGCACGACCAAGAUCCUGCACGGACUGCUGCACGGCUGCGCCUUCGUCAUGGCGCUGGUGGGCCUGGUGGCAGUGUUCGACCACCACAGGAAGCGGGGCUACCCUGACCUGUACAGCCUGCACAGCUGGUGUGGCCUCCUCGCCUUCGUUCUCUACGUGGUGCAGUGGCUGGUGGGCUUCAGCUUCUUCCUGUUCCCCGGAGCUUCCUUCUCCCUGCGGAGCCGCUACCGCCCCCUGCACAUCUUCUUCGGCGCCUCCAUCUUCCUGCUGUCCGUGGGCACAGCCCUGCUGGGCCUGAAGGAGGCGCUGCUGUUUAAGCUCGGGACCAAGUACAGCACGUUUGAGCCCGAAGGCAUCCUGGCCAACGUGCUGGGGCUGCUGCUGGCCGGCUUCGCCCUGGUCGUGCUCUACAUCCUGACCCGCGCCGAGUGGAAGCGGCCCCCCCAGGCCGAAGAGCAAGCCCUGUCCAUGGACUUCAAGACGCUGACGGAGGGCGACAGCCCCGGCUCCCAGUGA
This is a messenger RNA of Pipistrellus nathusii (Nathusius's pipistrelle), 774 nucleotides long. NCBI's taxonomy places the organism in Eukaryota, Metazoa, Chordata, Mammalia, Chiroptera, Vespertilionidae. The record is from the annotation of a GenBank genome assembly.